GCAACAUGGAGUUUCGAGAUGACUUGUUACAUUUUGUAGGUUACAUUUUGCCAGACAAGGAAGAUGACAAUGCGAGAAACGCAGCUGAAGAUGCUGAAAUCGACGACGAAGAGGCAGAGAAACAACCAGAGUUUUUGGACUUGAGUGAAAUGAAUUCUGUGUUUUCUGGGGGAUACAUUUUUCAGUCGUCGCUACCUGCGACAACAGAAGUGAACUUCAUGGUCUGCAGGGCAUCUGCAUCUGCCCCUGAACAGUGCAGGAUUCGUGGCUGCUUUGCCCUCAAGGAUCCGUGGUGGCAGAUCUCCUGCAUUGCCAAAAAAAUUGGAAGCAAAUUUAGGUUAAAAGGGAACCCUUCCUACAGCUUAAGAACAGAUGUAAAAGAAGAAGGGCGGGCUAUUGUGUCUCUGUUUCUGACUGCUUGUGGUGUUCAUUCUGACUCUGUCACUGAAUUCAUGAAGUGGUUGCCAGAGAGCAUACAUGUGGACCCCAUAAACGUGCAAGACAUUCUGAAUGAUUUUGGGAAGGAUAAAGAAGACAACAGAAAAGUAGCUGAAAACAUUAGGACUGUUGUAUUUAAAUCAGAUGCAGGUUUUCACGUGAGAGCUGCCAGCAUGUAUCCUCUUGUUAUGAAGUAUUUGCCAACAUUGCUACCAGGGCAGUUUUUGGAUCUGCUAAAUAAAGGAAAAGAAGAAGAUGAACAGAAGAAGCAACAGGAUACAGCUAUCUCUGAUACUGCUGUGCAGGAUAAAAGGAAAAUGGCCAUAUUAGCUAGACUGGAGGAACUCCUUAAGACGGAUGUAUGGAAGUUAGGCUUUAACUAUAUCAUGCAUAAGGAGUUACAUUUAGUCAGGUGUGAGGCUAAACUUGGGGCCUUUAAGGAUUGUGGGAUAUUCCAAAAACUUUCUCCUCAACAACAAAAACUUCUGCUGCUGUACGAGGAUUUGAAGACCUAUUGUAGAGAGUUUGGGCAUACCUAUAUUGAUCGGGAGCAUCUGGAAAUGAGGAUGAGGAAUAAGAUGCGUGAAGAGAGUACGUGGGAAACGGUAGACUUCCUCCGGAGGCAGGGUGUGUUAAUAGUGGAGAAGCAGAAGGUUGCCCUGCAGAACCUCUAUAUGUAUGAGGUGGGAAUUGCACAGUGUCUCAACAUCCUGAUGAAGCAGGAACCCUGGAGGAUUGAGCUGGAUGUGCGGGAGGUCCUCCACUCCAUGCAGCACCACAGAGCGAGAGAUAGAGUUGAAGCUGAGGCUGAUGUGGGGCUGUCUGCUUCAGUGCAAUGUGGAGAAGAGCACAAAGCCACUCCAGGCAGCAAGCUUAUACCGACGACAAGCUCCUCCACAAACUGGAGUGACCCUGUUGAUGAGGAUCUGGACCCCACACUUGUAGUGCUAGACCCUGACCAGGUUCAAGCAGCAGAGAUGAUGUGUUCCAAUCCUGUGACUGUGAUCAGUGGGAAGGGAGGCUGUGGGAAGACCGCUGUGGUCAGCUCUGUCUUUAAAGCCGCCAUGGAGCAGCUGAAGAAAAAGAAAGAGAAUGGGGAGAGUGAGGUUCCCUCUGGGAUGAGUGAGGAUCCCUCUGGGGAGAAUGCGGUAGAGGUCCUCCUCACUGCUCCUACAGGUAGAGCUGCAUCUCUGCUGUCCAAGAGAACCAGCUUUACUGCUUACACCAUGCAUCAGGUCUUGUGGAAUUUCAGGAAUACACAAAAGAAUGAAAUUGGGGAGCCAUUGAACUGGAAGUUUGCUAAUGUAUGUGUGCUGGUGGUGGAUGAGGGCAGUCUGGUGUGUGUACAGAUCCUUGAAUCCAUCCUUACAAUGCUUACUAGACAUGCACGGCUGCAGAAAUUCAUCAUCCUGGGAGAUGUAAGGCAGUUGCCCAGCAUUGCCCCAGGGAAUGUUUUGAAUGAUCUCUUCAGCAGUCUCAUGGGAAUCAAAUGGGCUAUUGAAAUGCGUACUAAUCACCGUGCUGAGUCAGAGCUUAUCGUCAACAAUGCUGGAUUAAUUGCAGAUAUGGGCGAAAAGAAAAGAAUUGCAGAUAUGGGAGAAAAGAAAAGGAUUUGUCACCUAAAUUUUGAUGCAGUUGUGGACCUGAGUGAGACUGUCACUAUGCCAUCACCAAACAAGAAGUUCAUUCUCAUUCUUCUUCCAAGAGUCAGAAAAGAUGAUGAUCUACAGACUGCUAUAAAGCUACUGCUAGAAGGCCCAGCCCCUGGCCUAGAAGAUGAUAGGACUUCACAGUUUGUUGCCUUCAAGAGGGAUGAAUGUGCUUUGAUCAAUGAACUUUGCUGCAAGCAUUACUCCCAACAUUGUAUAAAAACUCACAAGUAUAAAACAGACUUUCAGAUUGGCGAUAAAGUUUGCUGCACAAGGAAUGGCUAUGUGACCCAUAAAGACAAAGACAAUGUGGAGGAGCAGAAGGAGGACAAAGAGAGACUGUGCAAUGGAGAGAUUUUCUUUAUUACACAUGAUUUGACUGUGCAAGAGGGGGGUAUGAGAGGCAGGACGAGGCGGGAACUGACCCUAGACAGUCAAGAGAGCGCAGGCUGCAGAAAGCUCACUGUUGACUUUGGAGAGCUGAACAGAGAGUGCAAACCUCAGCACGCCUGGGCUCGAACCAUCCACACCUUUCAGGGCUCAGAAGCCGACACUGUCGUGUACGUUGUUGGGGACAGUAAGCGUCAAACAUGGAAGCACGUGUACACCGCUGUCACACGGGGCCAGAAGCGAGUGUACGUAAUAGCGAAGCAGCGCAGUCUAGAGGACGCUAUCAAAGGAAAAGUCAUCAAACGGUGCACACGACUAGCAGGCCUCGUCACAGAGAUGGUUGCCAGACAUGGGCCAGCAAGGGGGGAUGGGACCACCCAGGCCAGCCAGGCUCAGGUACAGAGUCCAAAACAAUCGUCGAGCUUUGGGUCUUUCCUGAACCCAGAACCGACUACUGGUCCGUCCCAGGCUUUCUCUAGCAUGAUGAGUCAGUAUGCAAAAAGCCCUGUUAGGGAAAGAGCUGGACAGAGCUUGACCAGUCCUGGUAGUGGGUUUGCUGCAGGCAUCCCAUCUCAGUUAGGAAGCCCAAUUGCCUACAAGCGACAGAGCAACACUGACAACUGCACUACACCAACCAAAAGCCUAAAGACCACUGCAACAGCCUCACCCCUGAGCUGCACAAGACUGGGACUGCUGUCUCAGAAUGGCCUCAACCAGCCCAAACAACAAUUCCCAGAAGACCCUCAGUCCUGCCAGGACCAGGCACUGUAGAAGCCAACAUCAAUAGCAACCUGCAAAUGUUUUUACUCACAGCAUUAUACCAAAGGAGACUGUGGGACAGUUUGCACACUCAGAUGGGUUGAUUUCGAACCGGAUAUACAUGAAAUAAAAGUAUGUUUUAUUGGUUUGACGUAAUGACAAAAAUUGCACUAAACGUCUGAUUGUCAAGGUGAUUUGAAGCAUUAGUUGAUAUUGCUUUUUGCUUUAAUUUUUUUUUGCCUUCAGAAAUAUCUAGCUGUCUGCUAAGAGGGCAUAUUUCUGUUUUCUUAUUGUUGCAUAUAUUCUUUUAAGAGAGACCAUGGAAUUUUCAUGAUUAUUUUUACCUUUCACCUAUACCACAUCAAAAAGUUUAAAGCCAGCAUAAGUUGCAAGGCUUUGAGAAGUUUGAAGCUGGUCAAAUACCGUACAGAAUUGUUGAGUAAAUGUUGGAGUUAUAAAGACAUACAUCACUGUCAUAGUGACUUCAAGAUGGGAAAGCACAAAUCUUAUUGUUAAAGUUCUUGAACUGUUAAGUGAGUAUCCAGUGUUCAUUUGCCUGGAUACACUAGACUACAACAAAUCAAGAUUUAUUUUUUGUUGUGGGUGAUUUAAAAAAAAAAAAAAAAGUCAUAUGAAUUUGUUUUACAUUCAUUUGCAACAGCCAAUCAGUGCAAAAACAAUAAUGCAGUGCACAUAAUGAUUUGCAAGACUGUGGUCUAUAUUUUAUUGUCUGGUUUGCCGGUGUAGAAGCUCUACUCAUAGCAACACAAAGCUUCAUUAAAAAAGAGCUUCCCACAAUGUUGGACUUUAUAUUUCAUGUGUGCAGAAGACCAGAACCCAAGUUCAUUCAAUUUCUCAACAUUUAAUAAUUUGUUUCUAAUUCUAAGUGUAAAUUCUUAGAAAUCUGAAAGGUAUUUUAUUUGUAGAAUUAUUUUAUGAUUACAUGUCUGCUACAUGUAAACUGGAGCACAGUAAUAAACUACAUGUCAUUCAUUAA
Molecule: messenger RNA, 4233 nt
Organism: Electrophorus electricus (electric eel)
Lineage: Eukaryota; Metazoa; Chordata; Actinopteri; Gymnotiformes; Gymnotidae
Gene: helb
Product: helicase (DNA) B
Biological process (GO): negative regulation of double-strand break repair via homologous recombination
Molecular function (GO): single-stranded DNA helicase activity
Source: RefSeq, a predicted model, not a curated record